This is a messenger RNA of Vigna umbellata (rice bean), 1697 nucleotides long. RefSeq lists its product as uncharacterized. The record is from RefSeq and is a predicted model, not a curated record. Lineage: Eukaryota; Viridiplantae; Streptophyta; Magnoliopsida; Fabales; Fabaceae.
UUUAUCAUUUAGUCGUUUCACUUUCACUGUGCCCUCACACUGCCUUGUCCAUUUUUUGCCUAGUGGGGAUGGAGCCAACUGAUCCAGAGGUAUCUCAUGAAUCUCUGGUUACUGAUGCCAAAUGGGUAUGUAAAAGCCCCAAUUCAGGCAUCUCUGCUACGGCUUCAGGAUGGCCUCGCUUUGAGGACAUCAAAUCAUCUUCUCUCGCAUAUUCUCUAUCUGCAGAAGAGCAAGCAACUGUGGCAGUGUUGCAAUUGCAGCACAAAGCAUUAGAAGCAUGUCAGAAGUUCUUUGUUGGCAAUGCUGGUUCUGAUGGUGACGAAGAUGAUAGUGAUGAUGAGGAUGAAGACGAGUUGGUGGAUAAUUACGAUCCUAAAGAAUGUGAGGAGUAUAGGUUCUUUGAAAGAGUGUUUGCCGAAGAUGGUGACCUGAGGAGAUAUUAUGAGAACAAUCACAGGGAAGGAGAUUUCUGUUGUUUGGUUUGUGGAGGUAUAGGCAAGAAAGUAUGGAAGAGGUUUAAGGAUUGUGCUGCUCUAAUCCAUCACUCCACUGCCAUACUAAGGACAACAAGGAAGCGAGCUCAUAGGGCCUAUGCACAGGUGAUCAACAAAGUUGUCGGUUGCAACAUUGAUCAAUUGUCAGCUAUUGCGUUGAACGGUUUGGAUUCUUCCUUGAAAGAUUCACGGAAGCUGUUGGGUUUUGAGAAGGAAGGUGAUAAUCUAGAUGGAAAGGUCUCAGAACCAAGUUCAGAAAAUGGAAGAGAAAUAGUUAAGGAAUCACAUAAAUCUCUGGUUGCUGAUGCUGAAUGGGUAUCUGAAACCGCCAAUUCUGGUUUCUCUUCUACGGCUUCAGGAUGGCCUUCCUUUAAUGACAUCAAAUCAUCUUCCCUCACUUAUUCUCUAUCAGCAGAAGAGCAAGCUACUAUGGCAGUGCUGCAAUUGCAGCACAAAGCAUUAACAUCUUGCCGGAAGUUUUUAGUUGGUGAUACCAGUUUUGACAGUGAUGAAGAUGGCAAAGAUGAUAUUAAUUCUGAUAGUGAAGAUGAUGGGGAAGAUGAUGCGGAAGAUGAGGAGCAAGAAGAUGAGUUGGUAAAUAUUUAUGAUUCUAAGGAAUGUAAGGAGUACAAGUUCUUCGAAAAGGUAUUUGAUGAAGAUGAUGACUUGAGGAAAUACUAUGAGAAUAAUCAUAGGGAUGGAGAUUUUUAUUGUUUGGUUUGUGGAGGUAUACGGAAGAAAGUAUGGAAGAGGUUUAAGGAUAGCAUUGCACUGAUUCAGCACUCCACUUCCAUACUUAGAACAAAAAGGAAGCGAGCUCACAGGGCCUAUGCACAGAUCAUCUGCAAAGUUGUUGGUUGGGACAUUGAUCAAUUGCCAGCUAUUGUGUUAAAGGAUUUGGAUUCCUCCAUGGCAGGUUCCAAGAAGCUUUUGGUUGAACCCAAAAAACCUGCUGUGGGUUGUCUUGAUGAUUCAAAUGCUGAACCUGAUACCUGAUAAUUCGACUGAUAAUCGUAUUGAUGAUUAGGACUUUGUUAAUAUGGUUUGUUGGGAGGCCUAUGGAACUUCUUGAUGAUGUGCCUUUGUGACAAGUUUUUAACUUUUGUCUGGGGAAUUUCCCCUGCUAUUGCGGAUAGUUAUGUAAAUCCUUGAACUGCAAAUCUCACUCAAUAUGAUGGCUACCUUGCAAGUAGUUGAUUCACA